AAAUGCACUUCCGCCUUCCUGCCUGAACUCCAGCCCGGUUGUAUUUAUUCGAAACCGUUCCCACUUUGCUCCUUUGACGAGAAGAGUGCGGUGACUUCUCCGAAUGCCCAUUAUUUUUUUUUAAACAAAAAAAACUCUUCAAAGUUGUUUUUAGCACAAUAUGCGACAGUUGAAGGUAUUUCCGGUCGCAGAUGUUUCGAGCGAGUGAGUCGCGGUGCAACUUUCCGAACGGUUCAAUUCACGAACAUCCGUUUUGAUCAAUACUUGACUUGAAAAUUGUGUAUAGUUAUAGUUAGUUUUUUAAUGACCCAUCAGUUUGAGUUUCUUUGGGAGACUCAUGGACCACAACGGAGCCGAGGACCGUCCCAGGCCAGACGGGGCACCCUUUAAUAAUUUUGGCACGGCGGUCGGGAACAGGCUCAAGCAUCACGACAGGUCAAUAGUAAAAGCCACUCCGUUUCACAUCGUCAGUGAUGUCGGAUUUAACCGCAGCAGCGCACGACCUGGUAGCUCUUCGGUAAAAAGAUUGGCAUCUCCCGGCAGCCUGCUACUAGGCACAUCGGGACAACUGCAUGCUCAACUUAUUCAGAAGGAAGUGACUGAUGCAGCGUCGGUGGGAACCUCAGACGCCCCAACAUCCAGAACAACCAUUGAUCAAGCCAGAUCAAUUGAAGAAACUCGUACAAGUACACGUGGGGAUGAGCCUGCAGGGAGGAAAACAACGUUGGACCUGACAGACAUGCGCACUUCUGAUUCACCUGACGUCACCGAGAUUUGUGUUAAAAAUGCUGUAAAGAAGAAGAAAAGGAAGAUGGGACUCUACAACUUUGUCCCAAAAAAGAAGGCAAAGCCCCUGAAACACCCGGUAAAGAAAUAUGAUUCUCAGAACACCGUCCAGAUGAGCUGUGUUGGAGUAGAUGGGAUUAUAUCUGUGAUUAAAAAAUAUGGAGAAGGCUCAAGUACAAGAAGUGAAUCUUUCAGGGAAGCACAAUUUGGAGAAGCAAGUCAUGUUGAAUACGCAGAGCUGAAUUUGGACUGUCUUGAUCUAAAAGGCCAGGAAGAGCUACUUUUACCACACUCCACAGCAGUUGCUGAGGUGACAGAAUCAGACUUUGCUGAAGAGUUACCAUUGUGCUGCUGUCGUAUCGAGACUCCUCCCAGAUUGUCUGAACAGGAUAAGACCUGUAUGGCUAUGGAGAACACAAAUGGAAUGCUGAAUCGUUGUCAGAGGCUAGUGAUGAAGCAUGAAAUGAUGAGACCUUCCACCGCGGUCCAUUUGCUGGUUCUGUGUGAGAGGCACAGGGCCAGCAUGGUUAAACACCAGUGCUGCCCUGGCUGUGGGCUCUUCUGUAGUGUGGGUACCUUCAUGGAGUGCCAGCCCUAUGGUAGCAUUUCCCAUCGCUUUCACAAGGACUGUGCCUCUAUUUUGAAGGAUCAUAGGUUUUGCCCCCAUUGUGGAGAGGAUGCCAGUGGGGCAAAAGAGGUCACAGUACACACACCCUCCCUCCAAAGAUCAAACACAGGGCCAUCACUUCCCGCUGUACCACCAAGACCUGUUACACAGAUACUCAAGGCUAAAAAGACUUGCGAGCCACAAAGGAGUAGAGAGCUGAAUUUCAGCAGUGGCACUGCAGGCGGAAUUCCUAAUGAAUCACUAGAGAGUAUACUGAUGGGACUAGAUGAUGAAAACCUGAAACCAACAAAAGUAAAUUACCCUACCAGGCAGCUAUACAUUUCUGCAAAAGAAGGAGAGCUCCAGAGGGUCAUUCAUCUCUUGGUUGAUGGAAAGGAUCCCAACUUUCUGAUGGAUGCCCAAAACAAACGCACGCCCCUACAUGCUGCUGCUACUGAAGGGCAUAAGGAAAUAUGCCAUAUGCUAAUCCAGGCUGGAGCCAACCUGGAAAUGUUUGAUGAAGAGCAGAGAACACCCCUGAUGGCAGCUUGUGAAAAUAACCAUUUAGAGACUGUAAAGUACCUGAUUCGGGCUGGAGCAGCUAUUAACCACAAGGAUGUAAUGGGUUUCACCUGCCUGCAUCUGGCAUCCAAACUGGGACAUUAUGACAUUGUACAACAUCUGCUCUCCAGGACAUCCAAGUACAUCAACUGUCAGGAUGAAGGUGGAUGGACUCCCAUCACCUGGGCAAUAGAGCACAAGCACAAGGAGGUGUUCUACCUAUUGCAGGUCAAAGGGGCUGACGUCAACAUCAGAGACAAGGAACAGAACAUCUGCUUGCAUUGGGCAGCUUUAUCGGGGUGUGCUGAUGUCACACAGGCUCUGUUGGAUGCACAGUGUGACCAAAAUGCUGUGAAUGUUCACGGAGACCUGCCAAUUCAUGUGGCUGCCAGAGAAAACCAUCUGGACUGUGUGACGUUGUUUUUGUGUAAUGGAGUUAACCUGAAUCAGAAGAACAGGGAAGGACAAACUGCUUUAGACUGUUGCAUUAAGGGCUCAAAGGUAUGGGUGGCCCUUCACGCAAGCAAAAAGCUGAUUGAUACAAGGAGGAACUGGGAUUGUCUUGGCGAGCAGGUGCUCAUAAGGGACAUUUCUCGUGGGUAUGAGGCAGUUCCAAUAAACUGCGUUAAUGGUGUUGACAACGAGCCAUAUCCUGGAAACUUUAAAUACAUACCAGACAACUGUGUCACUUCCCCAGUGAACAUUGACAAGGACAUAACUCACCUUCAGCACUGCAGUUGCACAGAUGACUGCUCAUCCAGCACCUGCACGUGUGGUCAGCUCAGUCUGCAAUGUUGGUAUGAUAGUGAGGGCCGCCUGUUGCCGGACUUUUGUCAACAGGAUCCACCAGUGCUUUUUGAGUGUAACCAUGCCUGCUCAUGCUGGAGGACCUGCAAGAAUCGAGUUGUUCAAAAUGGAUUGAGGAUCCGACUCCAGCUCUUCAGAACCGAGAAAAUGGGCUGGGGAGUGAGAGUCAUGCAGGAUGUCUCUCAAGGGACAUUUCUUUGCGAGUACGUCGGUGAGCUCAUCACUGACACAGAAGCCAAUAAAAGAGAGAAUGACUCUUUCCUCUUUACACUUGACAAUAAGGUAGAUGACAUACACUGCAUCGAUGCAAGACUUUUUGGUAACAUCGGCCGCUUCAUUAACCAUCUUUGUGAGCCCAACCUGUUGGCCGUGAAGGUAUUCACCAUGCACCAGGAUUUACGGUUCCCAAGGAUUGCUUUCUUCUCCAGCAGAACCAUUAAAGCUGGAGACCAGAUCGGGUUUGACUAUGGUGAUCACUACUGGAUGGUGAAGAGUAAAUAUUUUAGCUGUGAGUGUGGCUCACCCAUGUGUCGCUACUACUCUGGAAGAUAGACAUCGAUGACCACAUUGAAGUCCAGCCGGAGAUUCUCCUCUCGCUUUCUGUAUAUAUUACAUGUACUAUCACAUUAUUAAACACUUUUUUUUCCACA
Molecule: messenger RNA, 3411 nt
Organism: Phyllopteryx taeniolatus (common seadragon)
Lineage: Eukaryota; Metazoa; Chordata; Actinopteri; Syngnathiformes; Syngnathidae
Product: histone-lysine N-methyltransferase EHMT1-like
Exons: 22
Coding region: 338-3313 (991 amino acids)
Cellular component (GO): nucleus
Molecular function (GO): histone methyltransferase activity; p53 binding; protein-lysine N-methyltransferase activity
Source: RefSeq, a predicted model, not a curated record